AGUCUCCUCGGGAGAACGCUCGUCCCCGCACCCGUCACGACUCUUGGGUGGCAUUCCCCUCCCUCCCCCCUCACUAGUAGGAGCACGAAAUACCCAAGCGUGCCUAGAGUCGUCCGCGUUUCUCCUCGUCAUCGUUGUCGCGUGGGUUGUCCACUAGUGAUUUGUUCUGUUGCGUGUCGUUCGUUCCGGGCCGCACCCAAAGGACGUGAUGGGGUUUGAGCUCACGCAAGUCCUAUCGGACGACAAGCACUACAGUGUGUUUGUGUGCGGGUUCUGUCAGAAUUUGGUCGACCUCGAUGCGGUCGUGACCGCUCCGUGUUCCCACGCGUCGUGCCGGCAGUGCUGGCACGUGUGGGUGGAACAACACUGUCGGCAACACCGGCCGGCGGAAUGUCUCUGUCCCACGUGCCGCGUCAACGUGACGCUGCCCGACCCAGUGACACCAGGGACGACGGCGCUCCGGAUACACGGGGUCAACCUGGCUCUGCAACCACUCGCACAAACGCAGCCUUUGGCGUUUCGAACACUCCAACAAGUGCAAGUCGCGUGUUUGCACGGCAACCGUUGCGAUUGGAGUGGAGACUACGGGGACGUGUCGGCACACGCGGAAGGUCACGCGGCGGAGGAAACAAGAUCGGCCGACACGACGGUCGCACACACACCCGGACGGCCUUCGUUGAGGGACUCGCAGAGUCAUUCCAUGUCCGCCUUGUUCUGUCGCCAAAAGGUACAGGAGAGGAGGAACACAAAUCCACGACCGGUGGUGGCUCGGACGCACGCGCCGGCUACGCCGCAGCGCAAGAGCCGGAGCUUGCGCGGACUGCUCGCGGGGGAACAGCUAGUAGACCCCACCGCGUGGAUGGGUUCGACGGAAUCCGCGACCAACGCCUCCGCGGAAGACAGUAUGCGGAUGGUACCAAAUGGGCACAAUGAGCUUCGAUCACCAUCGCCGGUGGACACGGAUGUAUCCAAUACUCCCGACGAUCCGGUUACUCCCGGAAAGGCAUCGAGCUGUGGUGACCACGGAAUGGGUGAAAGGUGGGCCACCAACGAGGCCGACCAUGGUCUCCUCAAUACUCCACCGCGAGAAGAUGUGGCGGAUCGGGUACCCGCCUCGCCUCAACCAGAAUCUCCCCGCUGGACCACCAACGGAAUCAACGACUCCAUUUCGACGAAUCCUUCGCCGGCCAAAGCACCCAUUACUCCCAAACGAGACGAAGCGCCGAAUCUCGUGAAACGCACCAAGUCCGAGGAGAAGACCGAUUUCAAGCGGAAAUUGAAUCGAAGGCAAUCUCACGACGAACAAAACGACGACCUGGAAGUUUCUUACAGUCAAUCGACGGACUGGAAUAUGUCCAUCAACAGCCUUGGUGCCAACGUUUCUGCUCUGACCAACGAUUCUGUAUCGCCAAUGGAAACCGUGAACGAAAUCGACGAAAUCGACUUCAAGCAGCUUUUGGACUCUGCAGGGGUGGCGGACGGGGCCCUUUUUUCUCCAGAGCGGGUAAAGAAAAUGAUCGACAAGGCAGAGAAACUGAAGAAACAAGCCAACGCCAAAUUCAACAAGGGAGAUUUAGUCAAUUCUCGUGAGCUGUAUACGGACGGAAUAAAAAUCAUGCGAAAGAUUCCCAUGGAGUCGGAACAACACAAAGAACUAGUUUCACAGAUGUACUCCAAUCGAGCAGUUACUUACUUUCGAGAAAAGCGUUUCGACAGUUGUGCGUUGGACUGUGACAAAGCGAUCGAACUACUGCCAACCUACGAGAAGUCAUGGAUUCGAAAGUGGAGGGCACUAAUGGCUCUAGGUGACUUUGAAGCGGCCUACAAUUGUCUAGAAACAGGGUCGAGAGUUGUCCCGGACUCUCGUCGUAUUCAAGCAGAACUGACCAAGACUCAAGGCGAAAAGGAAUUGCUCUUCGAGGCAAAACAGGCACUCGAUAUUGGGGACUUUCAGAGGAGUAAAGACAUUUUGAAGCCGCACGCAAGGACGUCAGACAACAUAGGACUCUUGUUUCUCGCGGCCAAAGCCGAUGUAGGCCUUGGCAACGUGGAGUCUGCCUUGGAAAAGAUCAACAAGGCACUGAGGUUCAACCCUACUCAUUCGGAUGGACUGGAAUUGCGAGGGCACACUCUGUUUCUUUCGGGAGAUACUGAAAAAGGCGUCCACAUUUUGCAAGAAACAUUUAACCGAGACAAACAGAAUGGCAAUCUGGAGACUGAAUUAAAUCGAUGCCAGAAUACCCAUGUCGCCAUUACCAAAGGCCGCGCUUCUGUAAAGCGUGGCCGCUAUGCCGAGGCUGCCGAUUUUUUUUCCGCUGCUAUUAAGGAAACUGGACUGAUACCAACUCGUUGUCCAUUGUUCGAGAUGCUUCGAACAGAAAGAGCAGAAGCGUGGCUUUUGUCAAAAAAGUACCUCGAAGCACUCAAAGACUGCCAAGAAGUUAUUUUGAUUCAACGAGAAAACGCUACUGCAUGGACCGUUCGUGCGGAAGUUCUAGCUGCGUUAGGGAAGCCAGAGGAAGCUAGACGGGAGUUGUUAAAAAUCAAACGGACCUGGGGAGCAGAGAACCCGACGAUUGAGGAAGGCUACAGACGUGUAGACUUUGAGCUUCGUGUAACGACGGCAGAUAAGAACCUUACGGAGUUUAUACAUCAGCUUGAGAUGGGUAACACCAAUGUUAUGUCCAUCACAGCAAAUAUGGACUGCGAGUCAGAGAGCAAAGCUGAUCCUCGAGCACCAACGUCGAGAUCCGAUCAUCGAUCGGCGCGGAGUCGUAGCAAGGUUCGAAGCCAAAGUGACGGCCAUCGAAGUAGCAGUCGGGCACGAGGUGACAGUCACCAGAAAGAUCGCCGAGGCGAGAGACGAUUCAGCACGGGUCGAUCCUCCCCUUUCCACGACCGAAAGGCAAGGGAGAGGCGAAGAUCUGCUGGAUCGGGCGGUAAGGACGAUGAACGACAUCACAAUGGCCAGUCACGGGCGGCUGUGAAAAUUUGCGACAGUGCAAAGGUCUCUCCAGAGGGAAAGGUCGCCAAGAGUUCAAAAGAGAUACUGGAGCGCACUCAAAGGGAAUUGAACGAAGAACGGAAGAACAGAUCGCGAUCGCAAAGUAUCAAGUGAACAUGACGCAGCGGCUUAUCCUUUGCCCUGCCCAGACCGAUCCCGAAGUAUCAAGCGAAAAAAAUGUAACUAACUGACUUACGCUGUCGCUUGACGCGUCUCUACCACAAGGUUUAUUUCUAUACCAGAAGAUUCCUCCCAAUCCUUUUGCCUGUUUCGUAAGCAGGAACAGCGGUUUAUAAAUCCCGCUUGGUUGAGCUCACUGUCGGAAAGAAGCGUGCAGCUUAGUGUCUCCGCCAUGGGUUUCGGCAAUUAAUAGUAAGCAAGGUAGUUUCAAUGUC
This is a messenger RNA of Phaeodactylum tricornutum CCAP 1055/1, 3399 nucleotides long. RefSeq lists its product with no specific name. The record is from RefSeq and is a predicted model, not a curated record. Gene Ontology annotation, molecular function: Hsp90 protein binding. The transcript has a single exon. NCBI's taxonomy places the organism in Eukaryota, Bacillariophyta, Bacillariophyceae, Surirellales, Neidiaceae. Bases 209 to 3118 code for a protein of 969 amino acids.